AUGUCUGGUGCUAUUGAAGUAGCUGCUAGUCUCCUCGAGAAAUAUGUUUAUAAUGGAUAUUCACGUUGUAUGUUUCUCUUUUCUGAUGGACAAGCUAAUGUUGGAAUGAAAACACGAGCUGAAUUAACAAAUCUUGUCGCUGCAUAUAAUAAUAAAGGCAUUAUAACUGAUUCAUUCGGUAUUGGUGCUGAUUUUGAUACUGAAAUUAUGAAGGUUCUUGUAAAUGUCUUUGGUAUAUGUGGAUCAGCAGCUCGUCUUAUUGUACGUGGUAAAAAUGGAGCUGUUGUUACAAAGAUAUGGGGUGAUAAAAAUAUUGUUGCUGGUGCAAGUCUUGGUGAACUUUAUUUCGAUAAUCGACGAUCAGUUCUUUGUGAAUUCACAACUUCUGGUACAGCAGUUGCUGGUGAAAAUGAAAUCGAAACACUUACAUAUGAAUUACGAUACACUCGACCAAAUGAUCCUACUGGUGAACCUACGGUGAUUAAAAAUACAUUAUCAUUAAAACUUGUAGAAGAUGAAUCACUCGUUAUGGAGAUUGAUCCUCGUGUAAAAAUCAUGUGUGCUACUCAAACGGCUGCUGAUAUGGAUAAAAAAAGUCGCUGA
Rotaria sp. Silwood1 is the source of this 603-nucleotide messenger RNA. NCBI's taxonomy places the organism in Eukaryota, Metazoa, Rotifera, Eurotatoria, Philodinida, Philodinidae. The record is from the annotation of a GenBank genome assembly.